This is a messenger RNA of Hydractinia symbiolongicarpus, 1340 nucleotides long. RefSeq names its product DNA-directed RNA polymerase II subunit RPB3-like. Gene Ontology annotation, molecular function: DNA-directed RNA polymerase activity; protein dimerization activity. Lineage: Eukaryota; Metazoa; Cnidaria; Hydrozoa; Anthoathecata; Hydractiniidae. The record is from RefSeq and is a predicted model, not a curated record. Gene Ontology annotation, biological process: DNA-templated transcription. The transcript has a single exon. The coding region runs from base 46 to 867 and encodes 273 amino acids. Gene Ontology annotation, cellular component: RNA polymerase II, core complex.
UUCCAAAAAUGGAUUUUCUUUUAGAAAAGCAAAGAUAACAUUAAAAUGCCUUAUGCAAGUCAGCCAAGAGUGAAAAUCUCAGAAUUAACUGAUGAGAACGUAAAGUUCACUUUAGACAGUACUGAUUUAUCCAUGGCUAACAGUCUUCGAAGAAUUUUUAUUGCAGAGGUGCCCACAAUUGCAAUUGAUUGGGUCCAGAUUGAAAAUAAUACAUCUGUGUUGCACGAUGAAUUUAUUGCACACAGAGUUGGGUUAAUACCAUUAACAAGUGAUGAAUCUGUUGAACGUAUGAAUUAUUCACGGAAUUGCACAUGCAUGGACUUUUGUGUGGAAUGUUCCGUAGAGUUCACGUUAGAAGUAAAAUGUACUGAUGAGACAACGCGGCACGUUACUAGUCGAGAUUUAAUCUCAUCUGACCCUAAAGUUAUCCCAGUGACAUCACGCAAUAAAGAAGAUGAAUCAGAAUAUGGAGAUACUUAUGAUAUUGUUAUCGUAAAAUUGCGUAAAGGACAAGAGUUGAAAUUACGAGCUUUUGCAAAGAAAGGUUUUGGCAAAGAGCAUGCAAAGUGGAAUCCAACCGCGGGAGUAGCGUUUGAAUAUGAUCCUGAUAAUGUUUUAAGACACACAACCUACCCUCGCCCUGAAGAGUGGCCCAAAAGCGAGUACUCGCAGCUUGAUGAAGAUCAGUACCAAGGCGAGUUUGACCCUAAUGCAAAAGCUGAUACAUUUUAUUAUAAUGUGGAAAGCUGUGGAUCGCUUCGACCUGAAAAUAUUGUGCUCACUGGAUUGUCUGUGUUAAAGAAAAAACUCAGUGAUUUGCAAACGCAGCACAGUCAUGAAAUUGCUGCAGAUGUGUUGGCAAUCUGAUUGCUGAUAAAAAUUGAAACUAAAAACUGGACCAUAUUCUGUGAAUGUUGGCAAUUUUUAAUUGCAUUUACAUUGACACUGCUUGAUUGUAAAGUUUAUGUUUGUGAAGAGUUAUUUGAAAACAUAUUUGGUAACCAAACUUUUAGUUUUUGCUAAAAAAUACUGUCUCAUAGUUAAUAUUAUAACUUUAAUGUACCUGUUAUUUAGGAGACAUAUAGUAAAGGCUACUGAAGCUAAAAUUUACAUAAUAUUAUUUUUAGUUGUAGGUAAAUUAGAAGAAAAAACCGUUGUAAAUUGUUUUUUAAACAGGACAAUUCUUAUCUGUAACAGUGUAGAGUGUCCAACAUCAUGUCUGUUUAUUAUUUUAACCCAACUAAAAUCAAACUAUUGUAUGUGCAUAUAGUUGCUGAGGCAAAGUUAAUUCUUCAUAUUGUAGCUUUAAACAGAAAUAUAGGAUGCAGUGGAUUUGUAGA